CUCAGUACUCACUACUCAGUACCUGUUGAAAAACGUUUUGAAAUGGACGAUCAAAGUAAGAUUUUGAAGUACCUCGUUGCAGUCGAAAAAUUAGCCGAGGAAAUAAUUAAUGAUAAGCGAGAAAUCAUAAUGUUAGAUAAAAGAAGAAAUCAAAAUCGAGAAGCCAUAAGAGAUCUUACAAAAUCUUCGCAAUUGAAAUGUUGGGUGACUGUUGGGUCUGUCCUUGUGAAACAUAAUGUUGAAGGCACAAUAACAUUAUUAGAAUCUGAUCAAAAACAGCUAGAUAUAGAUAUAAAUAAACUUCGUAGUAACCUUAAAGUAAAAGUUAACAGAUUAAGAGAUUUAGAAAUGCAACCCCCAGUGCCAGGUUUAAUGUUAGUCCCAAUUACUGAUAAAGAAAGUGAAGGCUUAUCAAGAGCUGGAUUAUUUUCACAAUAAGUAGAUUAUUGAAUUUAGUACCAUCAAGAUUGUAAAUUGUUAUAGAACUGUGCUUAAUAUUUCUUUUUAUUGAUUAAUGCCAAACUAACUUAGUUUCAAAUCGACACUAUAUGGAGAUGAAGAUUUACUUAAUUACAUUGCUCACUAAAUGAGCAACAAGCUAACUUUAAUUUUCCCUUUAUAAAUUUAUUUCUUUGUCAAAGCUCGAAUUAGUAGUGCAUACAUGAACACAAUAAAUAUGAUUAAAAUAAUAAAUUGUAAUUUACUAGAUGCCAUUACAGCAUGUUUAUUAUGUUUCAUUAAUCAUAAUUGAAGACUUAGUGGAUGAAGGUGACAUGAAACAAAAAGAUGAUUGUGCAGUGGCAUUGGGCAACCAUUACAUGGUCAUCAUAUUACAAGGAUCAGUUUUUUUAAUUUAAAAUCAAUAAGUAUCCACAUUGAUAUUGUAACAGUUGUUUUACUUUAUUUGGAACCCUACAGUGUAGUACUGUAUUAAUACAAAGGGUUUAAUAAAUAGGAAUAGUUUUAUUUAUUUAUAAUAUUUACCAGUAGAAAAAGUUUAUUAUGAAACUUGAGACUGAUUGCAAUUAUAUUGUAGCUAUGGACUGUUAAAAGUAGUUUUGUUAUAUUGUAUUAUAGUUCCAGAAAUAAUACACAUAAUCUUGUAGGUAAAAAUAGAGGUUGAGCAGAUUAUCAGACAAAUAAUGGAAUAUAGCAAUAAAUAAGAAAAAACAUUAUAUUUUGUAUUUUAUUGGACUAAGGUAUUUCAAAUAAAAAGUCAUCAAAUAUAUAAUUUUCAAUAUGCACAGUUACAUCUUUAUACAUGUAAAUAAUAUAGUACAUAACAAAUAAAUAAUAAAUAGUACCAAAUUUUUAGGAUUUAUCCAUUAAUAAAAUUAUUGCAGUUUGGUGUGAUAAUUACAUACACAGUGACUUGACUAAGUGCCGAUUACUUAAGAGAACCUUAUUGAAUGAAGAGUAUAUUACAGCAUCUAAAGUUGAAUAGUUUGUAAGUUUGUUAUUAGUAUAGUCAUAUCCAUUUGUAUGACCAUGGUAUUGAUUUUUGUUAAUGAACAUAAUUAUGUAUCCAAUUAUUAUAAUCAUCACCCAACUAGCUUAACAUUAUAAACAAUAUAAUAUGGCAUAAUAUGAAUUGAUAGUUCGAUUUGAAUUACAUUUUCUUACAGAAAUUAACAUCUACAACAUAAAACCUAAGCAAUAUUAACUUACUUAUGAAUAGUUGUCAAUAUCAAAACGUUAAUCCUAUAGGUUAUUGCUUAAUAAUAUAUAAUUCUUAGUAGCUUGUAUUGAAAUUACAGUAUUCAGUACAAAAUGCCACGAUUGUUAAAAGAUAAGAUUCUCGAAUACGAAAUUGUAAAUUGUAAUGUUUUGUGGAUUGUCUUUUGAGCACAUUAUAAUCUGUUACUAUCACAAGUCUUUGAAUUCUGAAUGGCCAAAGCACAUGAUUGAUUUUUUAAUAAAAUACUGGCAUGUCUAAAGGGCAGUGUCGCAUCACAGAUAUGGGGCGUCUAUUUGCCCUCUAUGCCCUGUCACUACCAAUUGGCCAUUCCGGGCUUAUUCAGCGUCAUAAAAUAUAUUUGACAAGAUGAACCACCCUUUGCGGACGAGAAGAAAACUUUGUCAU
This is a messenger RNA of Nymphalis io (European peacock), 2083 nucleotides long. RefSeq names its product p53 and DNA damage-regulated protein 1 (gene Pdrg1). The record is from RefSeq and is a predicted model, not a curated record. The transcript has 2 exons. Bases 43 to 438 code for a protein of 131 amino acids. NCBI's taxonomy places the organism in Eukaryota, Metazoa, Arthropoda, Insecta, Lepidoptera, Nymphalidae.